UUGGAACAAGUGCGCAAAGAAACCAGACGCAUACUAGGCGCCGGAGUCGACAGACAUCUCGGCAGCUGUCCUCGAAGUUGAUCCCUUGCAUUCCCUACUUGAGAUCGGGGUUCCAAAUAUUCCUUGCGUGUUCCGGGCGCUACUGCAGGAUGGGACUCGCAGAUAGGCAGGUGACUCCAACUAGUCCUUUAUGGAUCCUUGCUAACAGGUAUGUGCUGUUUUUCCGUAGAGGUGGUCUCCCGCUCGAAAGAAGAUCACCUUGAUCCAGUACCCCGGGCGGCCUACUGGGCCCUCCCCGUGAUCGUGAGGAUGGUGUGUCUGCGAAGGGACAUGGGGGAUCCCGUGGAUGUAUCAGACUCAACUGCUUUGAUUGGGGAUGAGAUCCCACCAAUGCGAAUCAUGUCUGUGGAUCUGAGACACCUCCCAAGGGUGCUUCAGGACUACCACGUUCGGUUUACCCAGCUUGUGGCUGAGAUGAAGCGCAGCGGCGCCCCGGACAAGGAGGCGCAUCACCUGUCCUUCUCACCGCUCCCCGACGACUAUUACCGAGCAGCCGAUGAGGAAUCGGAUACGAUGGCCCUGGCCAUUGCCAAGGCGGUGGACAGGGGUGACAGAGGGCAAGCUACACCAGCCUGCGUCCACAUAUCUUACUCUUGACAAGUUCAGGGGUUGCCAGUUCCAUUUAGUCUCCUUAGUAUCGACAGAAGAGAAUACAACGAACCGACUCAGUCGGACCGGAAGGACUACAAAGGGUCCGUAACCUUCUCUCUUUCCCUGGUCGAUACCGACCCUGGUCUCUGGAC
Messenger RNA from Aspergillus novofumigatus IBT 16806, 803 nucleotides. RefSeq lists its product as uncharacterized. The coding region runs from base 211 to 657 and encodes 148 amino acids. The transcript has a single exon. Lineage: Eukaryota; Fungi; Ascomycota; Eurotiomycetes; Eurotiales; Aspergillaceae. The record is from RefSeq and is a predicted model, not a curated record.